Molecule: messenger RNA, 1050 nt
Organism: Rhodamnia argentea
Lineage: Eukaryota; Viridiplantae; Streptophyta; Magnoliopsida; Myrtales; Myrtaceae
Exons: 4
Coding region: 109-726 (205 amino acids)
Source: RefSeq, a predicted model, not a curated record
GUAAAUAUACUUCGACGUCUCCAUCUCGCUCAAAAGCUACGUACUAUUUCUUCGUUGUCUGAAAUUCUCGCUCCGCAAGUGACGACACGGAUCACGAGAUCAUCAUCGAUGGCGUCGAGGGGAUGGACGAGCAGAGUCCCGUCGAUAGCUUCUCGUCUGUACUUCUUCCUCAUCGUUCUCCAGAUCCCUCUCUUCAGGGUCACGUGUAGGUCUGGUAUGUGCUCGACCCCGAUACAAGUCACAUCAUCUCAGCUUAUUGCCAGUGAGAUAAUCCCUGUUCCUGUGGUGAAGGCCCUUCUCUACCCUGGAGCUGUUGUCAAUGGUCUUGUAAAGAACAUGACAGUUCCAAGCUGGAAUGAUUUGCUAGAUAUCUAUAAUCUAACUACUGUGAAAGAAGCCUCGGCAGUAGUUGAUCUGCAGCGUUUGGAGGUUCUUGCCGGAAGCUACUUCUCCGUGGCAGGAGCACUUGUGGGUCUGCUCAAACCAGGGAGGAUGAGCAUGUUUGGGACGCUGCUGAUAAUUUGGGGUCUUGUCAAGGAGGGAAUCUUGGGAAAGCCUGUGAAUGUGGAUCCUGCAAAGGCAGUCUAUGUUUAUCCGACGAUGUUGAUUGCAUUGAUCUGUGCCUUAUCAUCCAUUAAAUAUGAUGUGAAGAAGGCCAUGAGACCUGCCCCUGCUCGAACUAUUGCAAAGCCACUGCAGAGCUCAUCAAAAUCUAAGCUGAAAUGAGAUGAAUUGCAAGUUAUGCAUAAAUUGGUGGCCACAUACACAUUAAGAUUUGUAGUCUCUAAAUGAUCCCUACCUGUCCUGUAGAGGUUUAUUAGUGCCGCAGAACUUCUGCCGUCCGCAAGCACCUGUUCUGCUGCUGAAGAACUGAUACGAAUACUAUGUAGCAAGCUACAGUUGCAGAAGAAAAAAGCUUAUUAGCAUUUGUAUUCUUUGUGAACUUAAUUGUCUAUUCUUGAUGCUUAUGACCUCUUGCAGGUAGCGUUAUGUGCAUUAUAAUCCCAAUUGAAUUUGGGAAUGGACCUGGUCUAACCAAUCUAAUCUGGA